UCUUUAUAAGCGUCAGCUCUAUUGUCUCCAUAAUAAAUAAAUAAAACCAAUCCACGAAAACCCAAAAGCAUAACGGCUUGCAGCGUGCUACAGAUAGAGGGAGAGAAGGAGGAGAUGGAACGGGUGAAGCUAGGAUGUGGGUUUGGCUCGCCUGUCUUGAUGGUGGUGGUGUUGGCGGUGGUGCUAAUGACUGUUGUGGUGCCAGAAGUGUCUGCAACUAGAUGGACUGUUGGAGCUCACAUGGGUUGGACUACUAAUGUUAACUACACUAUCUGGGCUAAGGAUAAGCAUUUCUAUAAUGGAGAUUGGCUUUUUUUUGUGUAUGAUAGGAACCAGAUGAAUGUGCUAGAGGUGAACAAGACAGAUUAUGAAUCCUGCAACUCCGAUCAUCCUCUUCACAACUGGACUAGGGGAGCUGGCAGGGACGUGGUUCCACUGAACGUGACUCGCAACUACUACUUCAUCAGUGGUAAAGGGUUCUGUUAUGGUGGAAUGAAAGUAGCUGUUCAUGUUGAAAACCCACCUCCCCCUCCCACAGCUGCCCCCCUGAAUGAGAAGAGUGGCUCUCCAAGUUUCAAUCUCAGAGGCCAGUAUGUUCUCCCAGCUAUUCUUGCUACUGGUGCUUUGUGGGAUGCAUUUGUCCACUUCUGGUAGCAGCAUUUGCUAGUCUUUCUUAUGAGGAUUUGUGAAGGAAAAUUGAGUUCUUCCACAUUUUUUUUUUCUUCUUCAUUGAUUGUGUUGACUAAGGUAGUUCAUCUGUGCAUGGUGUUGAUUUAAUCUGCAUCCUUAGAAAUGUUGUCUGAAUCAAACAUUUAAGGAUUGCUUUCAUGUAUUUAUUAAAGAAUUCAACGCUUACUUUGUGCC
Messenger RNA from Manihot esculenta (cassava), 864 nucleotides. RefSeq names its product lamin-like protein. Gene Ontology annotation, cellular component: plasma membrane. NCBI's taxonomy places the organism in Eukaryota, Viridiplantae, Streptophyta, Magnoliopsida, Malpighiales, Euphorbiaceae. The coding region runs from base 115 to 654 and encodes 179 amino acids. The record is from RefSeq and is a predicted model, not a curated record. The transcript is spliced from 2 exons. Gene Ontology annotation, molecular function: electron transfer activity.